Polistes canadensis is the source of this 1375-nucleotide messenger RNA. It is a transcript of the gene Ing5, whose product is annotated as inhibitor of growth protein 5. The transcript has 4 exons. Gene Ontology annotation, biological process: regulation of DNA-templated transcription. The coding region runs from base 574 to 1344 and encodes 256 amino acids. The record is from RefSeq and is a predicted model, not a curated record. Gene Ontology annotation, cellular component: nucleus. Lineage: Eukaryota; Metazoa; Arthropoda; Insecta; Hymenoptera; Vespidae.
UAACAAUAUCUAAGAAAAAAAAAAUUUAACACAUAUUCCCACAUAAAUACGUUUUAUUGACAAAUGUUUUCGGUAAUAAGGUUGUUAUCUUUAGUUUCACUAUAAUUGUAUAGUGAAUAAUACACAUGUUGAUUGCAAGAAUUUGUGUUAUAAAUGUAAAUUUGUUUGUUUAAUAUUAGAAAACUAAUACCUUUUCACACGAGUCAAGCUUUACAGGACCUGUAAAAUAUUGGAAAUUUUAUAGGUUUACAGACUAAACAUAUUUAAUAUUAUAUUUUAAUUAUUAUAUUGACCCUUAAAUUAAUUCAAGCAAAACAAAAUUAAAAAGGAAUUAUAAAAACAUUUUUUGAAAGAAAAGUCAAUCGCAAAUAGUGGGGAAAGGUCCUCACUUCUGACAACAUUGAUUGUACAUCGCUUUGUAGAUUCACGCAACAGCGAAUACAUAAUUCACUUGUGUGAAGAUUUUAUAAUAUUUCUUUUCAUAAAUUUUAUGUGAAAACAUUAUCCCCAAAUUUGUUUAUAUUAACCUUUAAUUAAGAAAAAACAUUGUAUUGUUAAUUCGUGAAAACAAACAUGACUACUGCACUUUAUUUGGAACAUUAUUUGGACAGUUUAGAACAUUUACCAAUUGAAUUACAAAGAAAUUUUACAUUGAUGCGAGAUUUGGAUGCAAGAGCCCAAGGACUUAUGAAAGAGAUAGAUAAAUUGGCAGAUGAUUAUUUAAAGAAUAUAAAAAAGGAAUCAACAGAAAAGCAAAAAGAACAAUUAUCUCAUAUUCAAAGUUUAUUUAAUAAAGCUAAAGAAUAUGGCGAUGAUAAGGUUCAAUUAGCAAUUCAGACGUAUGAACUUGUGGAUAAACAUAUUCGUAGAUUAGAUUCUGAUCUUGCAAGGUUUGAAGCAGAGAUACAGGAUAAAGCACUAAAUAAUAGUAGAGCUCAGGAAGAGAGUACUUCUACUAAAAAAGGAAGGAAAAAAUUAAAAGAGAAAGAGAAACGAAAGAAGGGUACUGCGGGUGCUAGUAGCGAAGAUGAAUCUAAAAGUGCUAGGAAAAAACAAAAGAAGGGUGGCUCGGUUGCUUCGGCUUCUUCAGGUGGAGUUGUUGGAACUGGUGCUCAAGUAGAUUCUAAUACACUUGGCCAUUCUGCAGAUGUUUUGGAUAUGCCCGUUGAUCCAAAUGAACCGACUUAUUGUUUAUGUCAUCAAGUAUCAUAUGGAGAAAUGAUAGGCUGUGACAAUCCAGAUUGUCCUAUUGAAUGGUUUCAUUUUGCCUGUGUUGGUUUGACUACUAAACCAAAAGGAAAAUGGUAUUGCCCUAAAUGUUCACAAGAUAGGAAAAAGAAAUAAAUAGUAAAGAACUAUAGUUCUCUGAAUACUU